Molecule: messenger RNA, 699 nt
Organism: Monoraphidium neglectum
Lineage: Eukaryota; Viridiplantae; Chlorophyta; Chlorophyceae; Sphaeropleales; Selenastraceae
Exons: 4
Coding region: 1-699 (232 amino acids)
Biological process (GO): regulation of DNA-templated transcription
Molecular function (GO): double-stranded DNA binding
Source: RefSeq, a predicted model, not a curated record
AUGCCCACAUAUUGCAUAGCCAAGGCAGAGGCUAGCCUGCAGUUCCUGUCGGAAAGCCUCGGACUGGACCCGCAGCAGCGCGCCGAGGUCGUGCGGCGCUUCCCUCAGGUGCUGGGUUACGGCGCUAAGUCGUGGCUGCAGCCGCAGCUGGCGUUCCUGCGCAGCCUGGGUGUAGCACAGGAGGACCUGCCCGCGCUGGUCAUGGCGCGGCCCCAGCUGCUGCUGCUGCUGCUGCUGCUGCAGCUGCUGCUGCUGCUGCUGCUGCUGCUGCUGCUGCAGCUGCUGCUGCUGCUGCUGCUGCUGCCGCUGCUGCUGCUGCUGCCGCCGCCGCCGCCGCCGCUGCUGCUGCCGCUGCUGCUGCUGCUGCUGCUGCUGCAGCACGCACGGCGGUGGCAGUCACAGGGAAAGGAGUGCUGGGGUCGUUGGGCUUGGAAUGCCGAGGCUCGAAAGCACGCGCAGGUGACGAAGUGGCUGACGCGUUAUGUCAAGGUUCCGCGCAAGAAGGUGGGCUCCGUGCUGCACCUGUACCCCUACGACUACUCCCCAGCCUUUGCCACCGGCCUCCGAAAGUACGUGGCCGCCAAGAUGCAGGCCGAGGCGGAGGCCGCGGCGGGGGCGGCGGCCGCGCCGGAGGAGAGCGACGAGGAUGAGGAGGGCAGCAACCGCGGCGGGCAGGCCGGCGGGCCCGCCGCGGAGUGA